UGCAAGCAGCUAAUUUAGACACCCAUUCUUUCCCUCUCCUGCAGCUGCUCUCGCAUUGCUGGGAGGGAAUUUAGCCCAUCGCCCUGCUUGAAUCCAUAUUUCUAACUUCCUCUUCUCAUAAUUCUGAGUUAUACAACACAACAUCACGCAGGACCAAUGUGGAGAUUUGCAACUCUUGCAACCAUUCUCCUUUUAUCCCUUCCUGACCAUGCUGACUCUACCAGGUUAUCCGACUUGAGGGAUUCAGUCGGACGGAGACCAUUGUCAAGGCCUACCGAAUUCCUUGCUGCUCACAACAAGAUCAGGGCAAUGCACAACUUAACGUCCUUGUCCUGGAACAGAAUGCUGGCUAGAUAUGCUCGCCGGUGGGCCAACACGCGCCUUGAUGACUGCAAGAAUCUGGAACACUCUCCCAAUAGCCCUUUUGGGGAGAACUUGUUUUGGGGUCUAAGAGAUCACUGGAAUGCUUCCAAGGUAGUCAACUAUUGGGGUGAUGAAGUGCGGAAUUACGAUCCACUAACAAAUGAGUGCCUCAACAACAGUGUCUGUGGGCACUAUACACAGAUUGUAUGGAAUACGACUCAGAGUGUAGGCUGCACCCAUGCUUUAUGCAAUAAUAAUGAAGGUCACCUAUUUGUUUGCUCCUAUGAUCCUCCGGGGAAUAUUUACUAUCAGGGCCCAUUUGGUGGUCGUUUCGGCAAAUCUAUUGUGUAUCCUCCGUCGUCCAAUCGAUCAAGCUCAACACUUUCAGGAAGCCCACAUGCCCCCACGGGGAUCACCGUGAUUACAGCUAAUGACAGGGAUUUCAUCUCAGGCACCACUGGGCAUCCAGCAAAUUUGACCCCUCCUAAAUUUAAACUUAACAGUGAAUGA
Molecule: messenger RNA, 873 nt
Organism: Populus nigra (black poplar)
Lineage: Eukaryota; Viridiplantae; Streptophyta; Magnoliopsida; Malpighiales; Salicaceae
Product: pathogenesis-related protein PRB1-3-like
Exons: 1
Coding region: 157-873 (238 amino acids)
Cellular component (GO): extracellular region
Source: RefSeq, a predicted model, not a curated record